UAUAUAUAUAUAUAUAUAUAUAUUAUAAUUCUAUUAUUAUUCUAUUAUUAUUGUAGUAUAUUAUCAUAUUAUUACUGUUAUAUUAUUAUUAAUAUAUUAUUCAUUAUUCGUGACUACAUUGAAACUAGAAUAGAGAGAAAUCAGUGUGGAAACUGCAAGAGGUACCAUAGAUUUUUGUACAUGGAAAUAAUGGUAGUAAAUAGUUUUGAUUUAUUAAAUACAGUUAUAUAUUACAAUUAUAUAUUUUUGUUAUUUAAACUAUACAUAUUGCGAAAUUAUGGUUUUUUUCUCGAAGUGACACACCACCCAAGUCAUGCUAGGUUUUUUGGUGAAUUUUGACACACCAAGCGCAAAAGGUUGCCCAUCAUUGACCUAGGAUGUGUCUACGGACAAUGCUGGCUCUUUGGCUAAGUAAUGGAGAUGAGCCCCAACCCCCAGAGUCAGACAUGACUAGAUGUUAUGUCAGGGGAAAUCUUUACCUUUACCUUUGCUUCACAAUCCUUCCAAUGCUGAUUCUGCUAAAACUCACUCAACUUGACAAGGUGGCAAAGUAGGGCUGCUGGGCAGUCUUUGUAAAAAAAAGUUUCAUUGACAAAUAAUAAAUAAUAAAUGUUUUGUUUAAUAUUCUCAAUUCCAUAAACAUUUGCAUGAAUGAUGCUGUGGUGCUAAAAACAUGCAACAUUUGUCAUGACUAAAUCUUACUUAAAUUCAUUGCUGAAUGUUGGUCACCCUACUUGUUUGUAGAAAAAUAUCUUUUGGCAUAAAAUUAAUAACUUCCAUAUAAACCCCAUGUAUUUGAAAACUGUUUCCAUGCUGAAAACAGUGUUUUGUACAAAAUAGUUAUUUCCAAUAAGAGCAGUCUCCCAGAAACCUGUUUUUUUUAUUUUAUUUUUUUUUAAAAUCCUGUUUGCACCAAAAUAUAAUUUUGCACAAGGCACUUUUUGGGUGGAAAAUAGUGUUUGCAUAUGUGAAAAAAUGUUUCCUGCACAAAAAACAUAGCACUUUGUGAAAAACCGCAAAACAUUCUACAUAAAAUAAUUCCUCGAAACACUUCAAUCUGUGCAUAUAACAGACAACACACAGAGAGAUGUAUGCCUCUGCUGAGAUAUGACCCUGAACCACAAACUGACCAAAUGGUGAAAAUCAUAGCAAAGCCUGAUUUUUGUGUGUGUGUUCUCAGCAACUUGAGAAACUGCAAAUCACCUCUGGUGUGAGAGAAGCUCACCAUGUCUCAUAAACUUUUCAGCAGGUUAAACCGCUGAGCUGCUGAGCUUGCUGACUGAAAGGUCAGCAGUUCGAAUCCGGGGAGCGGAGUGAGCUCACACUAUUACUCCCAGUUUCUGCCAACCUAGCAGUUCGGAAACAUAGUAGAUCAAUAGGUACCACUUCUGCAGGAAGGUAAUGGUGCUCCAUGAAGUCAUGCUGGCCACACGACCUAGGAGAUGUCUACGGACAACGCCAGCUAUUCGGCUUAGAAAUGGAGAUGAGCACCAAGUCCCAGAGUCAGACACGACUCGACUUUGUCAGGGGAAAACCUUUACCUUUACCUACAUUUUUCACUGAAUUUCCAUUUACCAUUUCAAAUCCACUUCUCCUAGACUACUGAGGACUUUUGCAAAUCUUUACAAUUUUUUGUCAUCCCUACAUCAUGUAAAUUAUUUAUUUAUUUAUCGUGUCAGAAACAAAUUGAGGAUGCAAUUAUAAUGUAUUUAAAAACACAAAGUUAAAAACUUGGCAUUCUACUAGAUUUCUUUUCACCAGAAGCUGGCCACUUGGAGUGCUUCUGGUGUCACUGUGAGAAGGUCCUCCAUUGUGCAUUUGGCGGGGCUCAGACUGCAUUGUAGUAAGUGGCCUGUGGUUUGCUCUUCUCCACACUCCUAUGCCAUGGACUCUACUUUGUAGCAUCAUUUCCUAAGAGUGGCCCUGCAUCUCGUGGUGCCAAAGUGCAGUCUGUUCUGUGCCUUCCAAGUUACCCAGUCUUCUUUGUGUCCAGGGGAGUUUCUUAAAUUAUUGUUAUCACCUUUAAUCCCAUGUUUUGUAUAAGGAGAUUUAAAACUAUUCAGUUAUGGCACUUUCUUUUUGAGGGCAUCAUUUGUGUAUUUCUGUAUCUUCUAACUUAUUUUCUUUUUAAAGUGGAGAGAUGGAUGUGUUCGAGACCUUACAUUCAUGUACUAAGGUCUUACAUAGCUUUUCUUUUGUUGUGUAUAUUAAUGUUAUUUUUAUUGAUUCAGUUUUGUAAUAUUUAAUUUAUUACUGUAUUUUGCCAUUGUUUUCAUGGUGGUCGGACAACCAUAUUUCCUACUUGGUUGUUGUAGUGAUUUUAAUGCAAUGCAUCCUGUAUUUUCAUGCUUUUGUAAAAUAUAUAUAUACCCUGCAAGUUGACAAAAUUAAGAAACGCCUGUCUUCCAGUGUUGAACCUGCUCCCAACCUUAAAAGCAAUUAUGAUUUAGGCAGGCAAUUAGGCCUGCAUUCGUAAGAGAGAAUGUUGGGCAAGAGAAACAACAGAAAUGUAUUAAAAUGAAUAAUGGGAUGGGGGAAGUUUAAUUUUUUUUAUGGCAGAGAUUAUGCUGCAUUUACAUAGGUAUUUAAUAGCUCAAACAGACCUCUUAAUGUCAUAGCUGUGAAGCACUGCUAUGAUACUAGGAACCACAAGGUGUCAGCAUCGACAAGCAUUGUCAGUGUGUGUAUACAGUAUAUGUGUGUGUGGUUUGCUAUGGAAGCAGCCAAAAUUAAAGCACCCAAUUUCAUCUGAUUUUGGAAGCUGAGCAGGGUCAGUGCUAGUUCUUGGAUGGAAGACAGUGACCAAAUACUAGGAGCUGUAGGCAGGGCCAUAGCCAGAAAAAAAUAUUCGGGGGGGGGGGGGGAGUGGUUGAAUUUUUUUUGUGAACCAUGAAGAAUAGUUUCAUAAUUCAAAAUAAUUUAGAAAUCAGGCUCCAUUGAUAAACUUCAGUGGACCUCAUGGGGAUUUGGUUAAAUAGUUAAAAUUCAUGACUAAACCAGAUUUUUUUAAAAACCUGAAAAUGUGGGGGGUUGAACCCCUACCCGCCCUUCCCCCCUUCGCUACAGCCCUGGCUGUAGGCUAUAUUUCAGAAGACGGAAUUGGCAAAACCACCUCUGAGUAUUUUGCCUAAGGAACCCUGUGAAAUUCAUAGUGUCACCAUAAAUCAACAGGUGACUUGACGGCACACAAACAGUUAGGGUUUUUUGAAGCAGUUGAAAAUAAUUCCAGUGUUACCACACAAACGCAUCAGAUUACCAGGCAUUUUGCCAUAUUAUAACAGUAAUUAUCCCAUCUAACUGUGAUGUCUUACAAUUUUUAUUCCUUUCCUGCCUUAGUAAUGAAAACAAUAUACAGUAGAGUCUCACUUAUCCAACACUCGCUUAUCCAACGUUCUGGAUUAUCCAAUGCAUUUUUGUAGUCAAUGUUUUCAAUACAUCAUGAUAUUUUGGUGCUAAAUUCGUAAAUACAGUAAUUACUACAUAGCAUUACUGUGUAUUGAACUACUUUUUCUGUCAAAGUUGUUGGAUAACAUGAUGUUUUGGUGCUUAAUUAGUAAAAUCAUGACCUAAUUUGAUGUUUAGUAGGCUUUUCUUUAAUCUCUCCUUAUUAUUCAACAUAUUCGCUUAUCCAACGUUCUGCCGGCCCGUUUAUGUUGGAUAAGCGAGACUCUACUGUAUAUGUGUGUUUGACUGUAUGAAAUCUGAUUGUUUUAAUUUUGUAACUUUAUUGAUAUUGGUUGAAAUAAAUGCAAAACUCUUGCCUAAAAAAAACUGACAAUGCAUAUUCCACCAUAACACACUUACAUUGCCAGGACAUUUGGCAAAAUGGCAGCCAGUACACUGGAGUACAUUAGACAGCCAGUGUGGUGUAGUGGUUUGAAUAUUGGACUAGAGUUUGAAUCUCUGCUGAGUAGUAAAAACCAACUGAGUGACCUUUGGGCAAGUUGCAGUCUUUCAGCCUGAGUUGAGGGCAAGUGCAAACCCCUUCUGAACAAAUUCUCCAAAGAAAUCUCCAUAAUAGAGUCAGCUUAGGUUGCCAUAAAUAAAAAAUGACUUGAAAGCAUGCAACAACAACAGUUUGAAAUUUAUUGGGGCUGAGUUGGAAAAGGAGUUGUCUGGGUUUGUCAGCUGGACAAAUAAAUUCUCAUCUACACUAACUAAUGCAAUUUCAAAUGGUAUUGAGGAGUUCGGUUUUGCUGUGCAGAUGAUUACCAUACAUAGGAAAUCAGUUUGAUGUUCAGAUAGUGAUUACACAAACCACAGAGCACUGGUGCACAUUAAAGGUUUUUAUUUGUGUGGCUGUGUGGCAGUUAUGUGAUUUCAGCUCCCCUAGAACUGCGGGUUUGAGUUUUUGGCAUGCCUAGCUCCACUCCAAAAUUUGAUAAAUGCAAUUGAAAAGUAGAAAAAGAUUAGUUAUUGGGUAGGGGAAGUGAAUCUGUUACUCAUAUGUUAUUAUUCAUGUGCUGGGAUUUCUCAGAUGAAUUUGGCUUUCAGUGAAAUUCUACCUAGUCUUUGCCUCUUUAAAGCAUUGAUUUUGUUCAGAAAAUUGUUUUGAUUUGCAACAGAAACAAACAAAUCCAGAUUAUUCAAAGGUUAACAACACAUUCAUUUUAGCUUUGUAUUUGCUUGUUUUGAAAGUACUCAAAUGAAAGAUUGUAGCAAGCUUGGAGGAUUGUACUUGCAAAAUAAGUAGUUGUGAAAAUCACACUGAAGGAUGAAAAGGAGGGAGUAGGGAAUUAAUGAGAGGGAAAACUCUGAUUUUCUUAGGUCCUGGGUAACUUUAAGUGAUGAGAAGCUUUUAACAAGAACUACUUGAAGUAUAAUGUUUAAUGGAUCCACGUGUAUAUGUUGCUCCUGUAAGUGAUUGCAUUUGUAGUGCCUGAUGCAUCUAUUUUAAGCUCUUAUGCAUGAUUUGCAUGUGGUGGACAGUUACUUGCAGAUUGCAGUUUGGGAGAAAGGAUACAGAAAGAGUGUUUAUAGAAUGAAAUAACAGAACUAUAAGGAACUCAUCACAUUGAGGUCCUGAAGCCGGGUGACAGCAGGGGAAUCCACAGGGCUGCCGAGGAAAUCGCCACUAUGUCCUGAAUCGCCUGCAUCAGUCCCUUCCCCAUCACACAGGGGAAGCUGUUACAGCCCUGCUUCCCCCCCACACUGUCCUCGGCUUCUUCAAUCAGAACAGGAGCAAUCACCUGCAUUCUGAAUUCUUCCAGAACGCUUUUAACAUGGAGCUGGCACAGAGUCCUGCUGGAAGUAGCCCUACAUCAUGUGAUGGGCUUUGACAGGUUCUGCACCAGCUCUGCAUUGAAAACGUCCUAUGACAGAGCAACAGCCUCAUGUGAUGAGGUCCUAAAAGUCUAGGGGAAGAGUUAUACAACUCCUUUAUCCUCCUGUCUUGUGUCCCCAUACAUUUUAUCAUUAUAAUGUAUGCCUAUGUCCAUAUAUCUUAUAAAGAGUUGGUUUAACCUCUGGUUUGCCAGUAAAACUGAAUUACUGUGUCGUGAAAUGAUGCAUUCCUAAAAUAUUUGUCACCAACAUGAAAUGUUUGGUAAAUUAUGGUGCCUAGAGGGGAAGGGGUUAUACAGUUCCUUCAUUCUCCUUCAGGAUAUUCACUUCCAUGAGCUCAGGGGAAUUUUCAGGGAUGAUCCUUACAUCAGAACAAAAAUCUGGAAGGUCCACAAAGCCUCAGAGGGCUUACUCAACUGAUGCGCUCUCGUUGCUCAUCAAAGGGCUUGUUGACACAGACAGUAGAAUGUCAUACUUCAUAGCUGCUGCCACCCAGACACAGUGUUCUUGAUAAUUUACUUGCAAUGCUGUUAUUUGAGCUUUAAUUGGUUCAAAAAGCCUUGCCUUUAUCCUAUAGCUUUCCAGAAAACCCGGAUUUGGUACCUUGCCCUCUAAAGCAACAUUGCAUCAUUGUGGAGUUCAGAAGAGGGAAUUUGUGUUGGGUAGAACAGGGUGGUAGGAGUGACCUUGAACAGGCAGUAAUUGGAUCAUUCCCACCAGGAACCAGUUAUUCUUUGGUGUAAAUUUUACAUUUUAAUUUGCUAGUGUGGUCAAUUUUUGUUGUUGUUUAAUGUGCAGAUACAUGUAUAUCAGUAGUAGCGUAUCACCACUUAAUAGGAAAUAUGCAUGAUGGUGGGGCAGGAAAAGUGGAAUGACCACAGCCAUGUGGUCAAAAGCAAUGCAAAGGAUUGGAGAUCAUUGAUUGCUCCCUUCUCACUAUGAUGUGUGUGAUGUAUGUGGCAUUAAUGGGGUCAAUGUGGGAUUACUGCAGAUUGGGAAAAUGUGAUACCAAACAUACUUUUUCACUAUCAGUUUAAGUAAGUCCAUAUAAGAGUGAUUGCUCCAUGGUUAGCCCUUUGUCACAUAAAUUAUCCCAAUGCUUAGUCCUAGAGCAUUAUGAUUAGAUAUAGAAAAAUCUGUCAGUUUUGCUCUUUUCCUGCACUUAUGUUUUAUGAACGUUGUUUUCUUCCUUUAUUGUGAUGUGGUAAAUGGGAUGUGCUAAACUGCCAUAUAAAAUUUAUUUAUUUAUUUAUUUACAGUAUUUAUAUUCCGCCCUUCUCACCCCGAAGGGGACUCAGGGCAGAUCACAUUAUACACACAUAGGGCAAACAUUCAAUGCUCAUAAACACAUCAAACAGAGACCGAGACAGACAGAUGCAGAGGCAAUUUAACCUUCUCCUGAGGGGAUGUUCGAUUCUGGCCACAGGGGGGAGCAGCUGCUUCAUCAUCCACUCUGAUGGCACUUCCUCGUUCCAAGUCGAAAAUUAGUUAAACUUGCCUCCCCACUUUUAUAAGUGAUACCUUAUUUCUUACUUGAUAGAUGAAACUAUCUUUCAGGUUGCUAGGUCAGCAAUGAGCAGGAGCUAUUUUUUUUAAUUGACGGGUGCUCACCCCGCCACGGGCUGGCCUCGAACUCAUGACCUCAUGGUCAGAGUGAUUUAUUGCAGCUGCUCAACAGCCUGCGCCACAGCCCGGCCCCUCAGAAUCCAGAUCUCCUGUUUUGAACUGAAUCAUAUGACAGUGUAGGGUCAUCUAAUCCAGUUCAAAGCAGAUAAUGUGGGUUAUCUACUUUGAUAAUCUGGAUUAUAUGGCAAUGUAGAAGAGGCCACUCUGGCUAAGGUUGAUGCCCUUUUAUUAGCUGACUCAAAAUGUACAUAUUGAAUGAUGAAAUAUCAAGCAUGUCUGUAUCAUCCUUCAGAAAACACAAUUUUUUUAAUGUAGCGUGCUUUGCUUACAUCAUUCUUUUUCUCUAAUUACAGGGAAGGCAUUUCUAAACAAAAUGCCUGUUUCCUCUAUUGAUUUUAUAUGUUCACAGGGCUUAGCAAGCAGUAUCUCAUAAAUCACCUUCUGCCAGCAAAACCUUCAUUUUACCAAUAACAGAAAAUAAAAUUGAAAGCUUGGUACUGUGACUUCUACCUUGCUUUGCUGGUGAAUUGAUCCUGUGGUUACUGCUUAUUCUCAUCUUGCCAUCUAACACAGUUUAUUAUGAAUUGUGUUUGAAACAACAUGCUGUGCUCUCUUUGAAUUGUGUAUGUAAUAAAUGUUUGUGCUCCAACCCGAGAAGUAAAAAAUGAGUCUAUUUAAACCACAGGACCAGAAUGUGAAAAUACUAUACCAGUUCAUUUUCUUGACCUAGAAGAAUGUAUAAUUAAGAAUACUGACCAUUGGGAGACCUGUUUUUUUUUCCUUUAAAAGCCACUGGGAAAUGAACCAGAAAAAUUAUUUGCUGUACAGAAAAACCAGAUAAUAUGCAGGUAAAUUCAGCAGCCCCAGCCUUCAGUCAAUUUGGAUUGAAAAAACAUGUUAGGAAGAAAAGAGGAGUCCCUCUCCAACCAUGCAACACUAUAUCCCUAUUGGAUUGAGCUCCUCUCCCUCCAUGUUUUGCAAUUUAGUUCAAAAUGAAAAAUUCAGAAAGGAGCAAUGGGAAUCCACAUUGGAUGCAGGGAAGACUUCCAAGAUAUUUAAACAGUAUACCAAUACCAAGUUAUAGCAGAUCUAUACAAAUUCAGGUCCUUUUUAAAAAAUUCUAUUUUUUCUUUACAAAUGACUUUCUUGUGGAUAUGUUUAGGACUAAGUUUACCAUUUUGGAUCCAGGAUGGAACUUUUCUAAUUUGAAUCCAGAACAAAGCAUGGAGUAGGAUGAAAUGGAUUAAAGUUACAGGAGCUUCAUCCCAAGAGGGCACACUGAGGUAUGAUUUUACACCUUGUUGGUGAGAAACUUCCCACCAGUGUGGGAAUCACAUAUCGGACAGAUAGCAAACUCUUCAUCUUCUUCAGGCUGAAAGCCAAAAGCAAGGCACCAAAAACUUCUGUCAUAGCACUCCAAUAUGCUGAUGAUAAUGUAGUCUAUGCACAUGCAGAGGAAGACCUACAAGCCAUUUCAAGCACUUUUACAGAAGCAUAUAAAAAGCUUGGCCAGACAGUGUUCAAGCAUCAGGACAUUCAUAGGGAUAACAGGAUGUUUGAUUAUAAAGCUGUUGUCCUUCCAUCUCUAGUGUACACUUGCGAAACAUGGACUAUCUAUAAACAUCAUUCUCAACUUCUGGAAAGAUGCCAUCAUUGUUGCCUUCAAGAACUUCUGCAAAUUUCUUGGGAAGACAGAUGGAUAAACAUUAGCAUUCUGGAAGAAGCAAAGACCACCAGAACUGAAACAAUGAUUCUCCGCCAUCAACUUUGCUAGACUGGUCACAUUGUCAGAAUGCCAGAUCACAAUCUCUAAAAGCAACUACUUUAUUCCUAACUCAAGAAUAGAAAAUAGAAUGCUGGUGGAAAACAAAAGAGAUAUUGUGGCAUAAACACAGAGAACUAGGAAGCCCUGGCAUUUGUGUGUGGUAAUUGGAGGUCAGCUGUCUCCAGCAAUCACCUUGGCAUGACUGUUUUCCAUUUGGAAAUCUAUGUCCUCAUUGUGAAAGACCACCAGGAUCCAGAAUUGGUCUUCACAGUCACUUAUGGACCCAUCACCAAAACUCUACCCUUGGAAGACAAUCAUACUUAGCCUAUGAUGAUGAUAUCUUUGAGAAAUUUCAAGUAUGAAAAGUAAGAGCUAAUCAAAAUGAUUUAAUACAACACAAAUGUGGAAAUAUUAGUAGAAAAUACUGAGAAUAAGCAAUAAAAAUAACAUUGUAUGAAUUUUCUCACUGACAAAAUGGAUAGAUAUUCAAUGAAGAUGUUUAAGACCAUCAAGGACUGCUGUGAUUUUGUGAUGUGAUUGUAUAACACUUUUAUGGUUUUUACCUGGAUUGUUUUAAUAUUAAUGUUGCUUAAAACAAUUUUAAUAUUUGUAUAUUUGUAUAUUUUAAGUUGUAGUGAAACUUUUUUAGUUGUGAGAAAUUUGAGUCUCUGUAUCGAGAGAAAAAGCGGGAAACAACAACAACAACAACAACAACAACAACAACAACAACAACAACAAUGAAACACAAUAGGCUAUGAAUAAAUUUAAGGCCCUUUCAUGUUCUAAGCUGUAUUUAUUCCACUUUCACUAAUACAAUUCCUCCUUUCCAUUUUACAUUUUCUUCUGACCCUGCUCUCACUGCUUAAACCCUAGUUUUUCCUUUCCAUCCCUAGUUUAACUGUCUUGUAAUAUGUUUUUCAUAAAAUUUCAGUAGGAAUACUUGCUUCUGUAUCUUGGUAGUGCUAGUGUAGUUAGAUAAUUUUAGAUUCUACUUCCAGUAGCCCUUUGGGGCAAAUGCUCUCACUCUUUAAAUAACAGUGUAUAUUAUGUAUACACUUAUAUUUUGCUUGCUUUAAACUGUGGGAAAGUGUUCCAGUCAAAUUUAGUUUCCCAUUACCAUUCUAUGCUGAACUUAUUCUGCUUAAUACUGCUUUGGUUUCCUCUCCAACGUCCUAACUAGAUCACACUGGUUCUUGAUAAAUCAUUCCCCUUCUGCCCAGUUAAAUAUCCCCAGUUGCAGCCUAUUUGGAUGCCAUUGCAGUAUUACUUGGCAUGUCCCUUUUUGUUUGCCAAAUGAUAUUCUUGAGCCUUGUUGCUCAGAUUUUAUUGUGCUAUAGCUAUAACUGUUCUUUCCAGGCUCUCAGAACACAGUGUACUUUCCUGUUUGAUUGUCUUUGGGCACCUGACAAAAUGAUUGACAUUAUCAUUUUUGUAAACAUGUAUUCCUUCAAGUACUAUAGAAAUGAUUAGUGAUGUUCCAGGAGAAAAGCCAAGGAAUUCACUUCAGUUCUUGGAAUUGCUGGCAGGGACUUUGGGAAACCAUAGUCCAAAAAGUUUAUUUUUUUCUAAUCUCUGUUUCAGUUAAUAACUACUUUGUUUCCUUUAUGGCUUUGAAUCAUGGAGAUAGACAACAAUAUUCAUUGUACAGUUCUGGCCACUACAUUUCAGGAAGGAUAUCGUAGAGCUGGCAGCAUUGCAGUACUGUGUCAAAACCAAAUUGAAAAAGAGACUGGAGCAACUAACUUAUAAGAUAUAUGGAACUUAGAAAGAGAUGAGACUCUGUGUGUGUGUGUGUGUGUUAUAGAGGUGUAUAAAGUUAUGUUUUGCCUAAUGAAUCAGCUCGUCUUUUCUGUUUAGGAUUCACUCUAUUGCACUUUUGGAUCCUUGAAGAAGUACUAACCACUAGGCUUGUGCAUUUUGGGUGAAUGGCUAUCCAUUUUUGCCUGACGGAUACUGGAAGCCCUCAUAUCCGUUUUCCAGAUAUGGAAAAUGGGUGAGCUGCUGAAUGGGUGUUUUCCUUCUGCAUCCCCAAAAAAAAUUGAUAUGUUGGAGGCAAUAGGGGACUUAGGCUUCCCUUUCCUCUAGGAGCAUUUCCUUUCUUCACUUUAAGGGAGUCUGAGUGUCAGCAAUGGGGUUAAAAAGCAUCCUAUCCAGCCCAUUAUGGGGGGGGGACUUCCCACAGGCCUUUCUUCCAUAUCAUUAAGACUGGAUUUUAAAAAGCAUCAGAGUUACCACUCUUUCUGAAUCCUAUUCCUUUCCCUUCUGUUUGUAGAGGAGGAGGAGACCAAGUUUAAUGCUUCUUAAAGCUGUUCUAGUCUAGAGGAGAGGAAGGUGUGCACACUUUCUCUCUCUUAGCACCAGCAGCAUGCCACGCAACAUCGAAGACAUUUUAAGGAGGCCCAGAGAAGGAAAAGCUAUGUCCUGGAGCCCAGUGGAGCUAUCCUCCCUGCACUACCUUAAAAAUCUCCUUUCUGCUUGGGGUUUUGCUUCCUUAAAGCUUAUUCUAUUUUCUACUCUUGAGAGGAGAGGUAGGCUUCUCUUUUUGUUUGUUGGGAUUACUAUUAAUAAUUAUCUUUCAGAAGUAUUUUCUGAAGGAGAGGAAGGGAAGAAGAAAAAGAAGCUAAAAAGGUGAAAGCACCCAAACACAUGUGCACACGAACCCCACCCAAUAUCCCUCAGGUCCCCAAGUCCCAGUCAGUCCCACUAAAUAAAAAGAAUAAAGAAAAUAAAGGAAAAUAAAAAAAUUAAACUGUAGUGCUGAAUAGGGGAGGAGGAGCCGUGAUUGGUUCCCGCUUGCUUUCAUUAUUGGGGAGGGGGGUCGUACUGGGAGGGCCCUUACAGUUAUGUGCUCUCUAAGGUACCAAAGGUACUAAAGGUACUGGAAGAAAACAAAUCCAUGCACAACUCUACUAAGCACAGCACAAUUUUCAUAAUGUAUAUGGUUUGGUAUUGAAAUUCAUUUUAAAACAUUUGUCCAAGCUCUAGAACAUGUUAAGAUAAUUUUAAAUUUUGAUCCUGCCAUCUGUAAUACUAGCUACUCCUCCAAUAUUAUUUAUUUGUUUUACAUUGAUGUUAUUGUAAGCCAUCCUGAGAUCUUCAGAUACUGUUCUUGAGUGUCUUCAAGUCAUUUCUGAACUAUAGUGACUCGAAAGCAAAUCACAGGAUUUUCUUGGCAAAUUUUGAUCAGCAGAGGUUUACUGCCCUGAUGUCUUGGCUGGGCAAUGAUACAAAAUCUGUUCUCCAGAACUGUAGUCCGAUGCUCAAACCUCUAUGCCAUCCUGAUAAAUAAAAUUGGGUCAUUAUAAUUUGAUGUCUUCAUUUGUAGAAGCAGCAUUCAUUUUGAAAGACUUGAAAAAGAAGACUUUGAAAGCUGAUGAAUAACUAGGCUCCAAUUUGUUAUGCAUAAGACUCCUGUGAAGAAUUUUCAGAAGCAAGUACUCGCUUUUCAUUCCAAACUUGAAUCCUGGUCCUGAUUUUUAAAAAGGUUUUUACACUGAAUGAAAAAAAUGUUUUUGAACACAAGAGAAAUAUGGGUGCUCUGUGUCUCUAAUAUUUCAGUGUUCCUAGAGAGACUUCUAGAAAUGAUCACCUACAACUAUUAUUAUUAGGAACAGCAUAGCCAUCUUUCCUUAAGAUCACUGGGGGUGCACUUCAAAAGGUUAUUGUGCAGAGAAAAGGAAUGUUUUUUUAUGCUGCCCAGAGCUUCAUGGAAGAAAAAAAAUGAAUAAAAUGUUUUUAAUAGUUGGUAAGGAUGAGUAAAUUGCUUUACUAUAUUUUAAAGAGCAUUAAAGGGAUAAAACAUGAUACAUAACAUCAAAACAUUUCUACAACAUUAAAAAGUUAACACCAUUAACAUUACCAUACAUUUAGAACAGGUCUAGCCUUAGAGAAAUACGGUCUCUCUGAUGCCUUCUCUCAGGCUUGUUCAUUGACUACCUGCAGGGCAGACUUUUAAGUUUUAUCAUAGCACCCUAUGUAGUUGGAGAAUAUUUGUAUUUUACAUAUAAGGACGUGUGAGUCACUUUCCUAACUUCACACAACCUGGUUUUCUUCAUCUUUACUUCUGGACAGGCAGAACGUAAAGUAUGUGCAGUUAUUAUUCCACCUAUUUUUUAUUUUCUAUAUUGUAUUAUUUUAUAUUAGAAAACUCCCUUGGGAAGAAUCCUUCUUUCCUGGAUUUAGCCCACAUAUUACCAGCUUCUUUUUGAGAAUAUCAUGGGGCAUCAUGUCAAAGACCUUCCUGAACUCUAGAUAUGUUAUAUCCACAGCAUUCCCUUCAUCUACCAAGCUUGUAAUUCUAUCAAAAAAAGAGAUAAAGUUAAUUUGGCAUGAUUUGAUUUUGAGAAAUCUGUGUUGACUUUUUGUAAGUAUGGUAUUCCUUUCUAAUGACCUCUUCACAUUUGCCACUGGAAUCGCCAUGGAGCGUGGCAAUUCCAGCAGUGCACAUCCAGGGGCAUUGUCCCACACCCCGCAUUGCCUGACUCACCUAUGCUUCCCCCCAUUGAUCCAAGGCAACACGAGAAGCCUCCCAUGUUGCUGUGGGGUGGCAUGCACCAAUUUAAAAAGGAGCCCUGCCAAAAGAUGAGAUGUGUUGUUUGUUGGGAACUGGCGGGCUCCGUCAUGAAGAAGGUGAACUGGUGCAUGCUGCCAAUUUCGCCCCCAUGUGAUGAGGUUGAAAGUGCUUAAAGAUUGUCUGUUCAAUGAUAUUCUGUAGAAUUUUUCCUGGUAUUAAUAUUAGACUAUUAGGUAGCAAUUGUUUGAGUCCUCUUUUUCCCCUGUUUUGAAGAUGUGGACAACAUUUUCUUUCCUCCAGUCUGCUGGAACUUCACUUGUUUUCCAGAAAUUUUCAAAGUUGAUUGCCAUUGAUUCAGAGAUUACUUCUGCCUGUUCUUUUAAUACCCUUGGAUGUAAUCCAUCUCACCCUGGAGACGGAUUAGCUAGAUAUUCUUGUAUUUCCUCUUGACCUAUUACGUGCUGCACUUCCCUAGUGUACCCUCUACUCCAUCACCCCCAAGUUGAGUAGCAUGAACCUUUUGGGAGAAGGCUGCCUCAAAUAAGAUAUUGAAUGAUUUUGGCCUUUUCUGUUUCCUGUUAGCUUUUCAACAUCAUUCAGUAACCCUGUCAUUUCUGUGUUCUUUCUUUUACUAUGGACAUAACCAAAAAAGGUCUCUUUUAUUGUUUUUAACCUCUUUUCUCCUGAGCUAAUUCUGCACUUUGACUUUUCUAACUUUCUCUCUACACAUGCUGUCUUUAAGUUUGCAUUCCUCUUUGGUGAUUUCUCCCUUUUUAUUUCUUAUACAUGUCCCUUUUAAAUCUUAGCUCAAUUGAAAAUUCCUUAGACAUUUAUUCUGAUUUCUUUAGACACAUCUUUAUUGCAACUGUUUGAAAUUGUGCCUCCAAUGCCUCACUUGUCAGAAACUCCCAUCUAUCAUGAACUCUUUUGUCUUUUAGUAUUCUUGUCCAUGGGACCAUACUUAGUUUUUCCCUACAUUUGCUGAAGUCAUAUUUAUUAAAAUCUAGAGUGCAUGAGACUCCGUGGCCACUUGCUGGGCCCACCCUCGACCAGUUCAUCCCACUGGACGCAGAGGGUCUCGAUAGGCUCAUAGCUGCAGCUAGACCGACCACUUGCUCCCUUGACCCGUGUCCCUCUUGGUUAGUAAAAUCCUGCUUGGAGGGAUUACGUGACCCGCUGCUGAAGAUAAUAAACAGCUCCCUUGAGCAAGGAGUCUUUCCAGAGGGAUUAAAAGAGGCAGUGGUCUCUCCUCUGCUGAAAAAACCAGAUUUAGAUCGUUUGGUUCCCUCCAGCUACCGCCCAGUUUCGAAUCUUUCAUUUCUGGGCAAGGUGAUUGAGAGGGCAGUAGCGGUGCAGCUGCAGCAGUUCCUAGACGACACAGCCGGACUGGAUCCUUUCCAGUCUGGCUUCCGUGCGGGGCAUGGGACAGAGACUGUAUUGGUUUCCAUCACAGAUCAUCUCCGAUGCCAGCUUGACCGGGGCGGGUCGGUGUUGCUUGUGUUAUUGGAUCUCACAGCAGCAUUUGACACAGUCGAUCACAAUCUUCUGACCCACCGCCUUGCCGUUGCUGGAGUUAGGGGGACAGCUUUAAAUUGGCUGGCCUCCUUUCUUCACAACCGUGGACAGCGAGUGGAGAGGGGGGGCCUGGUCUCUGAGAGGUCCCCUCUACAUUGUGGGGUUCCUCAGGGGGCCAUUCUCUCCCCUCUGUUGUUUAACAUCUAUAUGCAACCACUUGCUCAGCUGGUCCGAGAUUUCGGGCUCGAGUGUUAUCAAUAUGCUGACGACACUCAGCUUGUGUUAAAGAUGGAAGGCCAACCGGAGUCUGUACCCGACAGUUUUCACCAGUGCCUCGAGGCCAUUAUUGGAUGGUUGCGUUCCAGUAGUUUGAGGGUGAAUCCAGCAAAGACGGAGUUCCUAUGGCUGGGCCGACCGGGCAGUGGGGAUAUCCAGUUGCCAACCCUGGAUGGUGAAGUGCUACGCCCGUCUUCACUAGUAAAGAGUCUGGGAGUCCUCUUGGACCCUUCACUGACGAUGCAGGCCCAGGUCUCCGCCGUUACCAAAACUGCCUUUUUUCAUCUUCGGCAGGCUAGACGGCUAGCCCCCUAUCUAUCUAGGGACAACCUGGCUACAGUGAUCCAGGCUACAGUCAUCUCGAGACUGGAUUACUGUAAUGCCCUUUACAUUGGCCUUCCUGUGUCGGUGAUCCGGAAGCUCAAAUUGGUGCAAAAUGCAGCUGCCCGGCUCCUUGCGGGAGUCCCCAUAAGAUGCCACAUAACACCAAUCUUACGGCAGCUGCACUGGUUACCAAUUGAGCACCGGAUCACUUUCAAAGUGAUGGUGCUUACCUUCAAGGCCUUACAUGGUCCAGGGCCGAUGUACCUGAGGGACCGCCUCACCCCUUACAAACCCCAGAGAUCCCUCCGUUCUGAGGACCAAGACCUGCUGGAAGUCCCCAGUUUUAAGACCUUGCGUCUAACUGCAACUAGACGCAGAGCCUUUUCAGUAGUGGCGCCAUCUCUGUGGAACACCUUGCCACCUGAAGUUCGUGCCUUGCGGGACUUGUUGGCCUUCCGCAGGGCAUGUAAGACACACCUGUUUCGGCAGGCUUUUGAGUUCUGUUGCUGAUGUUUUAAAAGGUGCUUUUAGGAUGUUUUAAAGAUUUUUUUUAAAUGAUGUUUUUAAAAUGUUUUUUAAAUUGUUGAUUUUAGCCGGUUCUUGUAAGCCGCUCCGAGCCCUAGGGGAGUGGCGGCAUAUAAGUUUGAAAAAUAAAUAAAUAAAUAAAUAAAUAAAUAAAUGUC
This is a messenger RNA of Anolis carolinensis (green anole), 15985 nucleotides long. It is a transcript of the gene kcnip4, whose product is annotated as potassium voltage-gated channel interacting protein 4. The transcript has 2 exons. Gene Ontology annotation, cellular component: voltage-gated potassium channel complex. Bases 14910 to 15812 code for a protein of 300 amino acids. Gene Ontology annotation, molecular function: calcium ion binding; potassium channel regulator activity. Gene Ontology annotation, biological process: regulation of potassium ion transmembrane transport. The record is from RefSeq and is a predicted model, not a curated record. NCBI's taxonomy places the organism in Eukaryota, Metazoa, Chordata, Lepidosauria, Squamata, Anolidae.